Molecule: messenger RNA, 2334 nt
Organism: Condylura cristata (star-nosed mole)
Lineage: Eukaryota; Metazoa; Chordata; Mammalia; Eulipotyphla; Talpidae
Exons: 2
Coding region: 274-2007 (577 amino acids)
Molecular function (GO): structural molecule activity
Source: RefSeq, a predicted model, not a curated record
GAUCAUCUUCAAACCAAGCAGCGCUUCAAUAAACUGUGAUAGAAGAAGAAUCCUGAGUUCGUGUUUCAUUCCGCGCUGGACGCGGGUCGCAACAGCUGGUGCCGAAACCCGGGAACGCAUCAGUAGGAACUCCAGUGGGGGGCCGUAUUAAGAAGAUUCAGAACUUCACACAGGAAGCGGUCGACGUCGGUAAGUAUCUUCAGGAUCGACCGGACCCGAUUUGGCUCCCUACACGGCUGACGAGAGAAGUGGCGAGAAUCCCAGACGGGGACGAUGCUGAAGGUCGCGAGAACAUUCCUGCUCCUGCGGAUGCUGAUAAUAGUCCCCUCAGCUAGCCUCGAUAACUAUUUCUGGGCCAUCACUCGUACGUGGCCCACUCCUUUUCCUGUGCAUAACGAGUCCCUGGUUUUGCCUCAAUUUUAUGCUACUUCUUGCACCUAUGGCACCCCUUGCAACCCUAAGCCGACCAGUAUCCAAGAAGAAAAAUUUAAUGCUUCUAGAUUCAGCCUGGCCGGGACCUUGUGCUUCUCGGUUGCUCUCAAUGCCACUGACUGCAUCCUGCUUUCCGCCACCAAUCUCUCUGUAUUCGCUGACCCACUCUUGCAUCUAGACCCUGGACUUUCCGCUUCAGUGCUUGUUUCAGCCCUGACACAGGCAGCCGCGGGCAAAACUCAAGGAUCCGGUUCUGCAAAUGGGACAUCGGAUGCUGUCAAUGUUACCACCUUUUUGGUCAACGUCUCUGCGAUCACUCCCAACCUCAUUUCCACCAGCGAAAACUGGACCUUCAACAGGUCCUACCCUUUAACAGCUUGCAGAAAGACGGUGUUGACCUUUCCUCCCGAGUUUGCUGAUUGCAGGGAUACACGCAGGCCCGCCCAAAAGGAUGGUUGGGCCCUCUGGCCCAGCCGAUUCGGCCGCUGGAAGGAAAAACGAUUGAUCGCCGACCAUCCGCUGUCGGCUUGGGUUCUUCAAAAUGUCAAGGGUGCGACUUGUGACCUCUCCCCCUUCAUUCAUCUGCAGCCCUCGACUAUCCAUUUGUCUAAUGUUACGGGGUGUCUUAACACGACUUCAAAAAAACUCACCUUGCACACACAUCGGUUGAAGGAUAAUUUCACUUCUCCUGGAGGGGUUGUUUGUGUCGACCCCCCUUUUCUUUUUCUGCUUUUUAAUGCGUCUUCAGAAUCUUCUAUUGACUGCACAACGACAAAUUGCUUGUUAUCCCAGUGUUGGCGAAAGACACAUACAUAUGCUCUUAGUCUGCGCCUACCAACAUUUGUUCCUUUGCCAGUGCAAGCUAACCCACAGGAUUUCCCUGUCACCGCCUUGAUCCGAUCAAGGUGCGAUUUUGGACUUACCGCGGCUCUGGUGGCGGCCAUAGCUGCGUCCAUUGGUGCGGCUGCCGCCGCUGCGGUUGCGAUGCAGACCUCUGUUCAAACGGUAGCCGUGGUUAACGAGGUCAUCCAAAAGACUUCCUCUUCGCUACAAACUCAAGAGCGCCUUAAUCGUCAUCUCACCUCUGGCAUCUUACUUUUAAAUAAGCGCAUUGAUUUAAAAUCAAUGGAAAGUAAUGUUCUGACUUUAUUUGAUAUUGUUAGCCUUAGCUGUGUCGCUAAGACCCCACAUAUGUGUGUAACUCCCUAUUAUGCUUCAUUGAAUGAGUCGCGCCGCUUGAGUUCCCUCCUCGCUGGUAAUUGGACGAGGGAAUUUGAAUGCUUGCAAAAUAACUUUACUGCACAAAUUGUUGCUCUUAACAUGACCAAGGCUGAAGUGGUGACUGUGCGCCAGUUUACGGAUUGGCUUUGGUCCUCUUUUUCCUUUUUCAAGGAGUGGGUUGGUGUUGGCAUGUUUGCUGCAGUUCUUGUGGCAGGCCUACUGCUACUAGUAUUUCUUUGGUUUCGAACCGUGCGUGCGCACCGGCGGGACAAGGCGGCCAUCACUCGAGCAUUGAUCGCAAUGGAUGCUGGCCACUCUCCCCAGGCUUGGAUUAGCCUCCUGCGUGAAGCCUGACUCCUUGCCCUUGCACCCGAGGGGCGUUCCGGCCCAUUGCACUUGGAGGGAUGGAGCCAGUGCAUGGCCGGUAGCUUGCGGGUCGCAACAAUUCUGGUUAUUUAUAAUGAGGUUUUUUUUUCUAACUAGGGAUGAUAACUGUUUUGGUUUGGUUGCUUGUGCUUUAGGGAAGGGGGCAUUGGCCUUUAUUGCUUUUGUUUUCUUUGCUUGUUUUAAAACUUGAAAGGAUUAUGGGAAUGUACAUUUGGUCUUUGUUUAUGUUCCUACUGUUUGUCCAAGCCACUUGUCUUUAGCUUUGGUUAUGGAGCAACUGCAGGUUUAAAUAUA